AUGAUCAAAUUACUUCAUCAUCAUCAUCAUUAUCAGCACCAACAACUACAUCAGCAACAGGAACAACAACAACAUGAUGCAAUCAUGACGGCGGCCGAAGCGCAAUUGACCAGUGAGAGCGAUCUCAGAUUUGCCCUUAGAUUGGAAUUUAUAGCUUAUGUCAAUAUUUUGACUCAGUUGCAACCAUCAGAUGAAAAGAUUCAUGUGCUGCUAACUAACGAGCGACAGUUUCAUCGUGGAUUAACGAGUAAUUCGAUCUCCAUUUCUUUGAUUAAGGCUGAGCGAAAUUCGCAACCAGGUUACAAGAAUUAG
Molecule: messenger RNA, 312 nt
Organism: Loa loa (African eye worm)
Lineage: Eukaryota; Metazoa; Nematoda; Chromadorea; Rhabditida; Onchocercidae
Exons: 3
Coding region: 1-312 (103 amino acids)
Source: RefSeq, a predicted model, not a curated record